Messenger RNA from Drosophila eugracilis, 926 nucleotides. RefSeq names its product high mobility group protein B2-like. Gene Ontology annotation, molecular function: transcription cis-regulatory region binding. NCBI's taxonomy places the organism in Eukaryota, Metazoa, Arthropoda, Insecta, Diptera, Drosophilidae. The transcript is spliced from 2 exons. The record is from RefSeq and is a predicted model, not a curated record. The coding region runs from base 123 to 857 and encodes 244 amino acids.
CUUGAAUCUCAAAUAACAGACAAGUCUCAUUUCUUUCAUAGAAGUCAACAAAACAAGUGAAUAACUAUUUUUCUAAAUAUUUAUUUUAAAAUUUUUGUAGUACUUCACAUUUUGAGCUAGUGAUGUCGUCCUGGGGAGCGCGUCCCAAAAAACCCAUGAGUUCCUAUCUGAUGUGGAUGAAUUCUUCCGGGCGUGAGCAUAUCAAGUCGGAGCAGCCAAACUUAACCAUUGCAGAAGUGGCUGUGAAGGGCGGUGAAUUGUGGCGCAACAUGACGAUUGAAGAUAAGACCAUAUGGCAGGAAUCUGCUUCCGUAGCCAUGGUAAAAUAUAAGGACGACUUGGAACAGUGGAAGCACCAAGAGGGAUUGGAACGUAGCUAUAGCCAAUGUGGAGAUGGAAUUAAAGAUCGUUCGCCUCAAUUUCUGGAUAGCUCGUCCCUUGUUUUUAGCGACACGAAGAAUCAGACUUCUUCGAGCUGCACAGCGCGUCCCAAGAAACCCAUGAGUUCCUAUCUGAUGUGGAUGAAUUCUUGCGGCCGUAAGCAAAUAAAAUCCGAGCAGCCAGAUUUAGGCUUCAAAGAAGUGGCUGUGAAGGGCGGUGAAUUGUGGCACAGUAUGUCGGCCGAAGAUAAGUCUGUCUGGCAGGAGGCGGCCACUACAGCGAUGGCAAAAUAUAAGGAGGUGGUGAAGCUGCAGAAGAGCCAGGAAGCGUUGGAACUUAAUAACCAAUUCGGUGGUAACGUGAAUGGAGAUGAAGAUCCAUUAUUACAGUCCACACUCUUUGUGUACGACUCCACAGAUAAGUGUUUUUAUCCAAUCUGCAAGGACUGUUUCCAAAAAUGUCAGUGUUCUCAUUAGAGGCUUUUUAGUAUUUGUACACUUAUAAAUGAUGAACUAAAAUAAAAAAAGGGUUAAGCCCAUAUUCCG